Molecule: messenger RNA, 789 nt
Organism: Triticum turgidum subsp. durum (durum wheat)
Lineage: Eukaryota; Viridiplantae; Streptophyta; Magnoliopsida; Poales; Poaceae
Source: the annotation of a GenBank genome assembly
AUGUCGGCGGCGGCGGCAGCUGCGGACACGUACUCCCCGGCCGCGGAGGCUGGGAGCAAGCGCCGGGAGAGGAGGGAGGAGCUGCGGCGCCACCUCGCCGAGGACGCCGAUUGGCCCCGCGCCGACGGCCGCUCCUUGCACGACUGCCGCCCCGCAUUUAUGCAAACAGGGUCAACUACUGCUGCAUCAGGGUCUGCUUAUGCAGAAUUUGGGAAGACAAAGGUCAUUGUGUCAGUGUUUGGCCCAAGGGAGAGCAAGAAAGCAAUGCUGUACAGUGACACUGGUAGGCUCAAUUGCAGUGUGAGCUAUACAACAUUUGCCACUGGUAUACGUGGACAGGGGCUGGAAAACAAGGAGUACUCUGGAAUGCUUCACAAAGCCCUGGAAGGCGCAGUAAUGCUACAUACUUUUCCGAAGACAACUGUUGAUGUUUUUGCGUUGGUUCUUGAGUCUGGUGGCAGCGAUCUUCCCAUUAUAAUAUCUUGCGCUAGUCUUGCACUGGCAGAUGCUGGGAUUAUGAUGUAUGACCUUGUUACAUCAGUAUCCGUGUCCUGUUUAGGGAAGAACGUUCUCAUCGAUCCAACCUCAGACGAGGAGGCAUGGCAAGACGGAGGCCUUAUGGUAUCUUACAUGCCGGCCCGCAAGGAGAUUACACAACUUACGCUGACUGGGGAGUGGACUGACGGCAAAAUCACCAAUGCAGUAGAGCUCUGUAUGGAUGCUUGCAGUAAGCUCUGCGAGAUAUUGCGGGAGCGCUUGAAAGACCCUGCGAGCUUGGCGAGCGAAUGA